Molecule: messenger RNA, 2509 nt
Organism: Thermothelomyces thermophilus ATCC 42464
Lineage: Eukaryota; Fungi; Ascomycota; Sordariomycetes; Sordariales; Chaetomiaceae
Product: actin-like protein
Exons: 8
Coding region: 183-1310 (375 amino acids)
Source: RefSeq, a predicted model, not a curated record
GCACUGACCUUAAAUUCACUUCCCCUUUCCAACCUCGCGCCGCGACUUCAGCCAUCUCUUUCUCCUGCCUCUGCUGCGGUGCUUCGCAACAGAUACCAUCACAACUCCCGCUGACAAUCCGGGUCAUCGCACGAGUUGAUUAAUUAAUCCUUUCAUUUUUUUCGCCUUUUCAGUGUAUCAAAAUGGAGGAAGAAGUUGCUGCCCUCGUUAUCGACAAUGGCUCCGGCAUGUGCAAGGCCGGUUUCGCCGGUGAUGACGCGCCCCGUGCCGUUUUCCCGUCCAUUGUCGGCCGUCCCCGCCACCAUGGCAUCAUGAUCGGUAUGGGGCAGAAGGACUCAUAUGUCGGUGAUGAGGCGCAGUCCAAGCGUGGUAUCCUGACGCUUCGCUACCCCAUCGAACACGGUGUCGUCACCAACUGGGACGACAUGGAGAAGAUCUGGCACCACACCUUCUACAACGAGCUCCGUGUCGCCCCCGAGGAGCACCCCGUGCUGCUCACCGAGGCGCCCAUCAACCCCAAGAGCAACCGCGAGAAGAUGACCCAGAUCGUCUUCGAGACGUUCAACGCUCCUGCCUUCUACGUCUCCAUCCAGGCCGUCCUGUCGCUGUACGCCUCCGGUCGUACCACCGGUAUCGUGCUCGACUCUGGUGAUGGUGUUACCCACGUGGUGCCCAUCUACGAGGGUUUCUCGCUCCCGCACGCCAUUGCCCGUGUCGACAUGGCGGGCCGUGACCUGACGGACUACCUGAUGAAGAUCCUGGCUGAGCGCGGCUACACCUUCUCGACCACGGCCGAGCGUGAAAUUGUCCGUGACAUCAAGGAGAAGCUCUGCUACGUCGCCCUCGACUUCGAGCAGGAGAUCCAGACGGCGGCCCAGAGCUCCAGCCUGGAGAAGUCGUACGAGCUCCCCGACGGCCAGGUCAUCACGAUCGGCAACGAGCGCUUCCGUGCUCCUGAGGCUCUCUUCCAGCCCUCUGUCCUCGGCCUCGAGAGCGGCGGUAUCCACGUCACCACCUUCAACUCGAUCAUGAAGUGCGAUGUCGAUGUCAGGAAGGACCUCUACGGCAACAUUGUCAUGUCUGGUGGUACCACCAUGUACCCUGGUCUCUCGGACCGUAUGCAGAAGGAGAUUACUGCUCUUGCUCCUUCGUCGAUGAAGGUCAAGAUCAUUGCUCCUCCCGAGCGCAAGUACUCGGUCUGGAUCGGUGGUUCCAUUCUCGCGUCCCUGUCGACCUUCCAGCAGAUGUGGAUCUCGAAGCAGGAGUACGACGAGAGCGGCCCCUCGAUCGUGCACCGCAAGUGCUUCUAAGCGCAGGACUCGGGCAGCUUUCCGGAUCGUCGCGAGGCAGGGCUGGCCGCGCCACGGGAAACCUCGGCGUCGCGCAUGUAUCUCCCGGGCGAGUCUCAUAUCCUAAAAAAGUUCUGACGCUGGUCGGGGAUUGGUGGGCAUUUAGCAUUCUCCGUUGGGCACAUGUGGACGCACGGGGGUUGUUCUUUCCUGGGCGAGGGGGCGCGUGCGUGAGUCGGCGCGGACAAGUAGGCCAAGCUUGAUGAUAGAUUCUGUUACUGUGCCAGCAGUGAUUUUCCUCGUUCGUAAUUGGCCAAUAUUGGGAUUCUUGCGUUAGAGAGCCUUUUUGUUCCUGGCGAAUGGUUUAUUGAGGGCUCUUUCUCUUGCACUUUUUGUGAGCCAUUCAGUUCCGGUGAAGCUCUGUUCCCCAUCUGUUGUGCAGCUCCGUUUUCCCUUGAAUAUGGAUCAGACCUUGUUCUCUUUGGUAUUACCGCGUUCUAUCCCUUGCCCUUUCUCUGAAUCAGGUGCAGGCGGCGCUUGAGUCCCGGCCUGUACCUCCUUCUUCUCCUCCUCCCUGUCCUCAGACAUAUCUUCCCACUCCUCUUCCUCCGCUUCUUGCUCCUCCUCUUCUCCCGCUUCUUCGGCUUUCGAGCCCUCUUUCCCCUGAGCAGCAGCCAGCUUGCGAUACUUGCGCCUCGCCUUCUUGGCCCUGCUCGCCGCGCGCUUCUUCUUCACCUCGGACACGAUGGCGGCGCGGGACUGCGGGCCGUUGACGAGCUCGUCGAGCUUGAGCGCCAGCAGCUGGCGCGCAAUCUUUCGGUUCUGCUCGCGCGAGCGGGUCGCUUGGGACUUGACCACGAUGCCCGUCGGAAUGUGCUUGAGCUGGACGGCCGAGUUGGUUUUGUUCUGCUCUCCUCUCUCCCACCCCACUCCUCAACCUCAUGGUUGGAGGAGGCGGUCAGGUGUCAGUCACAUUAGGUUUUUUUUCUCUUUCUUUUCUUUAAUCUUUUGUCCGCCGGGACCGCUGCCCUUGAGAAAGGACUCCUCGAUCUCGGACUCGGGCGGGGGUUUGGGGCGCGGAGGGAGCUGUUUCUUUUUGAGUGCUGCCGUCGUGGAGAAGGCGCGCCUCAGCUCGGGGAUUGGAAUUGGGGCCGGGCGGCCAUGGUUGCUUCGUAGGAGGCCUGCGUGGCGGAAGAGGACAGGCAGACCGCAAAGACGCC